Messenger RNA from Thamnophis sirtalis, 4531 nucleotides. It is a transcript of the gene CAAP1, whose product is annotated as caspase activity and apoptosis inhibitor 1. The record is from RefSeq and is a predicted model, not a curated record. NCBI's taxonomy places the organism in Eukaryota, Metazoa, Chordata, Lepidosauria, Squamata, Natricidae. Gene Ontology annotation, biological process: regulation of apoptotic process.
GAUCCCGCCAGUCGCGAGACGGCUUUUUGAUGUGGUUAUUUUAUAUUUCAAGACGCUUUAAAGGAACUGCCACCGUCUCGUGGUGGCGGACGCCAUGACGGGCCGUAAAUUCUCUAAAGAGAAGAAGCGACAUCGUUCCCGUUUAAGCGGCCCAGAGGAAGGAGGUGGUAGCGAAAGAAAACGGCGGAGCACUGAGGCAACCCGCGGCCUUCCGGAGGAAACCAAGUGUAUUGCUCAGGUUCCAGAAAAGAAAGAUGUGGUAGAAGAGCCCAGUGACAUAGAAGAAGGUGGAUUAGAUCUGACUAUCCAAUUAAAGCCUGUCAGUUUCUAUAUUACGGACAAGAAGGAAAUGCUUCAGCAAUGCUUUUAUAUCAUAGGGGAGAAGAAAUUGCAGAAGAUGUUGCCUGAUGUUUUAAAGAACUGUUCUAUAGAAGAAAUUAAAAGGCUUUGUCUUGAACAAUUGGACCUUAUGUCUGAAAAGAAGUUACUGAAAAUUCUUGAAGGUGAGAGUGGGGCAGAUUCUGACAGUGAUGAGGAGACCAAUGAUGCUGAAGAAAAGACAAUAGUUGAACCAGCCAGUCAGCAAGACAAUAGCAUAGAUUCUACUUCUUCUUUGAAGGAAGAAAACAAAUUGGAAGGGCUGGAUUCAAAACAAGAGAAUUGGCAAUAUGGUUCCCCGGUGUACCCCAUCCAGAGCUACAUUUCCCAAGGCAAAGGAGAAGAUAGCGAUAUUCUCAGCAUCAAUGCAGAUGCAUACGACAGUGACAUCGAAGGACCAUGCAACGAAGAAGAUAAUCCAGAUGUGCCAGAACGGACAGUUGGAAGUGGAGACGGUCAGAUAGAUGACCUUCAGAAAGACAUUGAGAAAAGUGUCAACGAAAUCCUGGGGCUUGCUGAAUCCUCCCCAAAGGAUCCCAAGGCGGCAGCUUUAGCAGUUCCUCCAACAGAUGAUGUUCAGCCAUCAGCACAGCAGCUGGAACUCCUGGAGCUUGAGAUGCGAGCGCGGGCUAUUAAGGCCCUUAUGAAAGCUGGAGAUGUAAAAAAAUAGCUGCAGGGCUGUUUCAUUUGUUAGAUAGUUGGAUUUGCUCUGAUGAGUGUAGGGUCAGCUUCUUUCCACUCUAUGGUCUAUUUGGACUAGUUUUGACAUUCCUCAUUCAAGCACUUUGGGCAUUCUAGCUCAUAGCCGAAAUAGUUGGCAGCGGUUUAUGAGGGCCGUCAAUCUGCUUCUGUGACUUAUAUAAAUGGAUUGGUUUGAUGCUGUCCUUAUUUUCCAGUUCGGGUUAGAUUAUUUCCCAAUGUGAAUUGGAAACCAGAGUCAGAGGCAGUAUGGAUGCAGUUAAAUCCUGUUGCUCUAUAGACCAGAAUAAUCCCAGGGUUAUCUCUAGCUUUUGAGGAAUUGAAGCUUUGGUUGCGUUUAGAUAGCAGCUAUAUAUCUGCAGGGAAGUAAAACAUAGAAGCACCACGCAUUUAGGAGGGUACAGACCACAAGAAUAUCUUGUGUCGUCGUCGUCAUCAUCAUCAUCAUCAUCAUCAUCAUCAUCAUUUAUGAUGCUUUGUGAUUGCUUUGGUGCCAGCAACAAAUGUUCAUAAUUCUAUGGUUUGAAAUUAAAUUUAAUUCAUGUCCCUCUUAACGGUGAUUUUGGAUAUCUGUCUGUUAUCUUAAAUUCUAUACAGGCAGUCCUUGACUAAUGACCACUUCUUCAGUGACUGUUCAAAAUUACAGUGAUGAUGAAUGAGGGGGGACCUAUGAUGAGUCCAUGAAGUUGCAGUCAUUGCAGCAUCCAUGUGGUCAUGUGAUCUCAAUGAAGGUGCUCAAGCACCUGGGCAAGAUGCAGUCACAUGAUCACCAUUUGCAACCUUUCCUGCCAGCUUCCCACAAGCAAAGUCAAUGGGGAAGCUGGCAGAGAAGAUCACAAAUAAUUGUGUAAAUUGCUCUUGCUACUUUUUCUCCCGAGGAAUCCCACUAGGGAGUAUGAGAUACCAGGGAUUUUGUACUUCAUAGCAUUUCCCCAGCCACCCCCUCCAGUACUUAGUCCUGGCUCCUGCCAGGCAGCCCACCACUCCCUGGUGCCCUCCUGCAGUAUCCUCCAUGCUCCUUAUCUGGGAUUCCUGCCUCUUCCCACUGAAUGACCUGCAUAGUCAUUAAGAGUUACAUAGGGUUACAAGGGCAACUGGAUUACUGGGCUUGUCAUCCUAAGUGAUGUUACACAUUUAGUGAUGGCAAAACCAGUCCCAAUUGCUGUCAUAACCCUAUAAAGCAACUUUUGGUGGUUGAGAGUAGAUAAGUAUGUAAAUUGCUGAAUGUAAAUUGAUAAUUAAAUAUAAAUCUUUAAGCAUGGCUUAGAUUGCAUAAUCAGUAUGAUGAAAGUAAAAUUUGAAACUCAAAGAAUGCUACAGAGGCACCUGACUGUUAGAACAAGUGGUACAGAAAUACUUAAUUUCUUGACCUGUAAGGUUCUUUUCUGUUCUUUAUCAGUAAUGUUUUGGAGCUUCUCUUUGGCAAAGUGAAAUUACAUUUACACUUAAUUUAGAGGGAGUUUUGUUUCUUUCUUAAAUAUUUGGCUAUUAUGAACUAUAGAGAAGAGUAAGAUCAGAUGUGAAAUGUUAAAAAAAAGAAGUGAUUUUGUUUGAACGUGCAAAUGCUUUGUAGUUCUUUAUUCAGGGUAUGAAGCACAACAGUUUGAAAACACAGGUGGAAAACCAAUAUAUACAAAUGACUGGCAAUAAAUUGAUUUCUUAAGUGCAGAUUCGGAACUCCCCCCCCCCAAUAAAAAUGUUUGGAUCUAGUGAGGAAUCUAAAUUGGAGAGGGCAGCACAUGCCAAAAAGCUUUGCAGGAUAUAGAAGUAUACCAAACUCAGUGUGGUUACUUGUUCUAUGUUACUGCAAAACAGGAAGGAAUGAAGACAAACUGGUGAAGAAAUACCCAUUUUAUAUCAUCCUAUAUUCUGGAAUCAGGUAAACAUCAUAAACUGGAAUAAAGAGAGAAAGAUGGGUAGCAAAAAAGGAAAUAGGUUUAUUUCUCUCCUAGAGUGUGUAUGUCAGUUGACCAAGGGAGAAAUCUAGGAGAGGAAUGAAUAGAGAUUGAUCCUCUGGUGUUUCAGCAAAUCCUGCCUUUAGUUUCCAGAAAUGAUCAGUGAGCCAAACAUAUAAGGGGCAUUUAGAAGCCACAUUUUUAGGUAACGUUGGUUUCAUUUAAAAUUUAUAAAGUAAAAACCUCUGACGAAAUUUCAGCUCGUCCUUGUGAAUAAUGGAAGGAAUCACAUAGGCAUAUGUGAUUGGAAUAGUUUCAUAGAGAUUAGAAUUACGUUUUUUAUUAGUUUUGGAAAUAUAAAAUUGGUUUAUAUUUGUUUUCAUGUAGGACUUGUUUGGAAAACAACACAUUCAUUAAAAAUGAAACCUACACAAUUCAAACAGUUCGCUUCUCAGAAAUAUGUAGUAUGAGUUUAGGACUAUUUAAUUUUGUAUUUGCUCAAUAUUAACAUUAUUUUGGUACUUAAUCACCUGAUUCAUGAAAGUUUCUUUUAAUGAACUAUCUAAAUAAUAUUUAAGCCUUAAAACUCAUUAUUGUUAAGUACUUUUAUUGAAGCAGCAUCUUUUAUGCAACUGUAUAUUAAACAGUUCAUGACUUUGUUUUUCAGAAAGUCAGGUUUAGACUCACUGAUGUCUAAAAGAAUACAAUGAGUGAGUAACCUUUUCCUCCUAGCUCACAACGCUUCAUACUUAUAUAUUUUCUUUUACUUUUUGUUUCUUUAUCACUGGAGAAAGCAAUUUUGCUUGGAAGAGUUAGCUGUAAAAGGAAACUAGGCCGCCAAAGAACACGGUGGCUGGACUCCAUCAAAGUUGACACCAGCAAGAGUAUAAAAAAUUGAAAGAACUCAAGAUUGAAAGAUGAGGAGAGACGUGCCCAUAGAAUAGCUAAGAGUCAGACACAACUGAAUGGAUAAUGCCAUCAUUUGUUUCUAUGAAGAAACAAAACGCUUUUUCCAUCUCAUAACCACCAUCAUUAUGUGUAGUAUUUUAAAGAAUAUUGGAACUAGAUUGGCUCCUAUUUAAUUAAAGAGAAAUUACACAUAGUGCAUCUUAUAUAUUUUACAGUGUAUCACAUAGCAGAAGAUACAGCUAUGGAUCUUGACGUCAGAAAACAGAAUUAAAACUGUUUGCAGAUGAUAUCAAGAUAGCAAAAACCAAAUAUGUGUGAGAAGAGCUUUAGAACAAUCUUAUUUAAAUUGAAGAAUGGUUAAUCGAAUGCAAAUGCAGUUAAAUUUAAGUGAGUGUGAAAAGUGAUAGAUAAAAUAAAAUUCCCUAAUGGUACACACACAUGUGAUGGGGUCCGAGAUCUCUUUUUUUCAUCCUCGAGAAAGCUCUUAGGGUUACAAUGGAUGGCACAAUGAACAUAUCAGCUCAAUAUCUGGCUGCUGUGAAAAGGGCAGAUUCCAUGAGAGGAGUCUCUAGAACUGGGGUGUCAAAUUCAAGGCCCAGGGGCCGGAUCCAGCCUGCAGAGUGCUUAGAUCUGGCCUGUGGGCCGCCCUG